AUGGCGGAUGAGGUUGCUGCUCAAACAUAUGCAGCAAAUGAUCUAUCCCGAGCCUUCCUCCAGCCAGGUAUCGCCGACGCCGUAAAGCAUGGGUGUGAUAUUGUUAAUCCAAUUUUUGCGAAACUCCCAGUGUACUUGCAGAACAUCGGCUUCAAGGAACCAGACAGCUAUGUCAUGGGACCCCACUCUUUCACAUAUGGAAGGCCACUAUGGGAGCAUCUCGAGGCUGAGCCACGUCGAUCCAAGAUCUUCGACAAGGUGAUGAUGGCUUUCAAACAAAACAGGGAGAAUUUCGUUGAUAUAUUUCCCUGGGCCAAAGAGACUCAGCUACAGCUGCCUGAAGAUGAGGUGUUUUUUGUGGAUGUUGCCGGAGGUAUUGGACACCGAGCUAAGGACCUCAAGACACGAUACCCCAGUCUUCCUGGUCGAGUGAUUCUCCAGGAUUUGCCCCACGUCUUACCAAGCAGUACGCUUGAGCCUGAGGUGCUUGCUGGGUUGCAGGGUUGUGGAAUUGAGCUCAUGCCACAUGACAUAUUCACACCACAGGUGGUUAUCGGUUUGUUACCUUGA
Molecule: messenger RNA, 570 nt
Organism: Cadophora gregata
Lineage: Eukaryota; Fungi; Ascomycota; Leotiomycetes; Helotiales; Ploettnerulaceae
Exons: 2
Coding region: 1-570 (189 amino acids)
Molecular function (GO): methyltransferase activity
Source: RefSeq, a predicted model, not a curated record